UGCUUUUGAGUAUGGUUCAGCCGUUCACAAACACUACCAACACGAGUUUUACGGUUUCCACCGACCAGUCAGUUGUUGACAGUGCAAAUCCAGAGCCGGUCACCACCAUCAGCUGGUGGUCAUGGGUAGUUGUUUCUGUCGUGGUUGUGGUUUUAGUGGUACUGGUCAUCGUAAUUUUUGUUUGUGUUUGGAAAUAUCGGCAUCGGUCACUCGAAAGAAAGGAUUCAACAAACAUCAGAGAUAAUAAACUCUAUAGCGUCACUGGAAACAACCUAGUUAAUGAGACCAUCUAUUCAAAUGUGGGCUAUAUUCCGGACAUCAUACCGGAUUUGGAUCGGCAAGUGGCGCCCAGGAAUUACAAAUACGACUACGUCCGGAGAAUUGAUUGGGACCAUUUGAUGGGUGCUGAACAGAAAAUGCAGCAAAUAACACAAAACAAGUUAUGUCCCCAAGAAACUUACGUCAAUACGUCUGAGAAAUAUGGACGUGGUGAUUCAGAGGACGAUUCAAAACAAUAUCAUAAUAUUUUUAGUGAAAACAAGUCCAUAGAAAGGACCAAAGAAGAAUAUACCGAUGUAGUUACAGAGUUAGAACACUGCAAAAUGCAUCACUCAUAUGUAGAAAUGAGUGAAGAAAAUGACAUGGGUCUUUACAAUAAAUUAAACCAUGGAACCCGGUCAGUUCGCCGUACUGAGGUGGAGGACAUCACGUACAGUCAUAUUCAGCCCGAGUCUGAGGGUGAGUAUACAAUUCUGUGUGGUGGGGAAGUCUUGGACAUAAAGAUCUACGAAAACCAACCGGAAAAGUGGAGCUCUCAACCUUAGAGUCAUACUUCUACAGCUGAGUUCUGUGUGUCGAAGAACCUUAUCACGGAUGUUAUCAAAUAACUUUAAAAUUAAAUAUUGAAUAUGUAUUACCUUUAUCUUUCAAUUUAAAAUAAACAUAAAAGCGAAGCCAUAAAACAAUAUACCACUACUUUAUGCAUACAUAUAUUUUAUAAAC
Messenger RNA from Saccostrea echinata, 1002 nucleotides. RefSeq lists its product as uncharacterized. The transcript is spliced from 3 exons. The record is from RefSeq and is a predicted model, not a curated record. NCBI's taxonomy places the organism in Eukaryota, Metazoa, Mollusca, Bivalvia, Ostreida, Ostreidae. The coding region runs from base 12 to 824 and encodes 270 amino acids.